Messenger RNA from Chara braunii, 2236 nucleotides. NCBI's taxonomy places the organism in Eukaryota, Viridiplantae, Streptophyta, Charophyceae, Charales, Characeae. The record is from the annotation of a GenBank genome assembly.
GCAGCAGCAGCAGCAGCAGCAGCGCGCACAGAUAUAGAUAGAUCGUUGCGGUGUGAGAGGGGAGAGAGGGAGGGAGGGAGGGAGGGAGGGAGGGAGAUGGCGGGAAGCUGCCUCGGUAUUUUUCGGACACCGUCGUCUUCGAUGAUUUUGGCGGGACGAAAGACCACGGUUGUUCCCGCCAGUCCUAUCUGGAUCGGGAUCCGGACUGCCACGUGUCUUCUCUUGAUCAUGGCCAGCCAGGCAAUCACCGCCGCAGCGAACGGUCAGGAUAAGAUCUGCGUCGUCGGCGGCGGAAUGGCGGGAAGCUGCGCUGCCUUUUUUAUCCACAGCGCAUGCGAUGGCGGGAAACUCAGUUACACUCAUCAUGAAGGAAAAAGCGCGGGAGAAUUUGCGGGAGGAUGCAAAGCUGAAGAGGAGGCAGGAGGGGCAAGAAAAAAGGCGGGAAGACAACAAUGGAGCAAUGCCAUGGGUAUCGUCGACGACGAGUUGGUUUCAACAUGUGAGGUGCAUGUCUUUGAGAAAUCCGAUGCCAUUGGCGGGAGAAUUUUGUCCUCCUUAUCUGUUCAGGAUAAGGUUUACGAAGUGGGCGACCUUCUGGCCACUGACGAUUAUCGUCAUGUCGCACACUUUGUCGAUCUAUUGAACCUGACCAGAUCGGGAUCGGGACGAGACAAGACCAGGUUUGGCAUAUUUGAUGGCAAGGCUUUCGUUUUCAAAGAGCGUCUGUCUGACUCUGAUGGCGGCGUAUGGAAAAGCUUGCACCGGAUUCGACAGCUAUGGCGGUACGGCUUUGGUAUGUUCACGGCCAAGAGCUUUGUGAAUCACGUGAUGACAAGGUUUCAUCUCCUUCAAGAUAGUCCGUAUAUUGUGGCGUACAAAACUGUGGCUGAAAUGUUGGACGCUAUCGACCUCGAAGAAAUUGCACAGAAACCGUUUGGAGAGCUCCUUAAGACCAAUCGAUGGAUAUACAACAUCAUGGUCGAUGAGAUCUUAGCAGGAGCAACGCGUGCACGAUCUGGGCAGAGCCCGAGUGUGAUGCAUGGCGUUGCGGGAGGCCUGGUGCUAGCUCCUGCAUUUGACCUUGAAAGCUGGACAGUGAAAGAGGGAUUCUCUGCAAUCCCUAGGAUGCUUCUAGAGCGAUCGCAUGCUACAGUUCAUUUGAACGCAGAGGUCCAGGUCGUUUCCAGAGCUGCAGAUGGAGGGUACAUGAUACGCCUGGCGUCCAAUGAGUCAGAGGAGUGCAGUGCAGUGAUUAUUGCAGCACCACUCCAAGCAGAGGAGAUCAAGCUCCCCGAAAAUGCACACCUACCUCGUCUUCGAUGGAAGCAACUGCAUGUCACCUAUGUUGAGGGUCUCAUCAAUCCAGCGUAUUUCGGGAUGCCUAAUCUAGCCAGUCUUCCAACGAACAUCGCCACGACGGAUCGAUCAGUUGCUCCCUUCCUAUACAUUUCAUACGCAAAUCCGAAUGCAUCAAAGAACGACGACGGACUCUUCCUUUACAGGGUGCUUUCAGCGGCGGCUUUCACUGACCUGCAUGUCAAUACAGUAUUUCAGUCAGCGAGAGCCACGUGGCGAACCACAUGGACCCCGUUCGUAGAGUUCUCGUCGCCCUCACCCGUUGGCGCAUUUUUGCUCGACGAUCAUCAUCUGUAUAAUGCCAAUGCCUUAGAGUCGGUAUUUGGUGGGAUGGAAGCAGCUGCGAUUGCCGCCGAAAAUGUGGUUCGGUUGAUGUUGGAGAGAAUGGGGUUCGGGGAGAUGGAACCGGAAUCGGAAUCGGGAUUGGGAUUGGGAUCGGGAUCGGGAUCGGGAUCGGAACCGUCUGCUACUCAUCGGAUUGCUCUCGACGAGAGCUCACCAUCAAGAAAAAGCUUGCUACCUUAUCUUGUCAGAUGGGAGAGUGAGCAGCAGGAAGAUAUUCUAACUGGUCCUCCUCACGAGCAGCAGCAGCAGCAGCAGCAGAAGCAAGAAGCAGUGACAGAGUCCAGUCGGUCACCCGGCGCUGAGACCGAGGCUGUGAAUCCUCCCAAGCCUGUUGAAAAUGUGGAUAGGAAUGUGGAUAAGCAUGAGAAUGAGGAGCCAAUUACACAAUCAAGGGAUGAGGUGCGGACACAAUUGCACGGAGAGGGAUGUUCUGCCCACUUGACAGAAAGCGAGAAAGACGAGUUGUAGAGAGCAUUGCCUACCGCACUAUGGUGCAGACAAUCUUCUGCUCCAAACGCCCAUUCAUACCCAUAUC